Molecule: messenger RNA, 3715 nt
Organism: Lucilia cuprina (Australian sheep blowfly)
Lineage: Eukaryota; Metazoa; Arthropoda; Insecta; Diptera; Calliphoridae
Exons: 5
Coding region: 366-2612 (748 amino acids)
Biological process (GO): regulation of muscle contraction; regulation of potassium ion transport
Cellular component (GO): striated muscle dense body; plasma membrane
Molecular function (GO): potassium channel regulator activity
Source: RefSeq, a predicted model, not a curated record
ACAGCAACAAAAACCACAUUAUCAUUAUGGUCAACUGUCAAAAACAAUAACGUUAACAGUGCUUAAACAUCACCUCUGCUGCUCUAACACUCCUACUACUUAUACUACUUACUACUAAGUCAAAGCAUGUAUGUGCAUGUUUUUCAAAGUGUUGUAUUAAAUGUUUAUACUACUAGACUACAAGUUGUAUAUAUGUAUUUCUUCUGACCAUCCGUCCCCAAAUGUGGCUUUACAGAAUAUUUUUUAUUUAAACUUUGAAGUUUACAAAUAAAUAACAAUUACAACAAAAUAAAAAUACAAUAAAAUUGUUAAACAAAAGUUUAUUUAAAUAUAAAAGCAAAAAGACAACAUUCUUUUUUACCAACAUGGGUAGUUUACCAAAUCUACACGAACUUGAACAAAUAGAGCGCAAACGCGAAAAACGCCGAGAACGUGAAAUGCGUGAGCAAUUGGCGAGAGAGGCGAGUCGUGAAAGAGAACGUUUAAAUCAGAGAAAGCAGCAUUCAACCUACAAUCCUUAUUUAAUGGCUGGUUUGGGUAUCGGAGGCAUUGCACCACACAAUCCAACAGCAACUGGUGUUGGUGGUCCGAGUGCACCCGUUGCUGCACCUAACCCACCCGGUACUCUUCCAAUUGGUGGGGCAGCCCUCUUAAGCUAUGGUGCUGGUAUGGGUGCGGGUAGCGUUGGUGCAGCCGCACUAAAACAUCAUGCCCACCAACAUGGACCCCAUCAUUAUCGUCAUUCAUUGACAAAUCGACAUCGUGUAUUGCGUACACGAAGUUCGGGUGCAACACACAAUAUAUGGGAUGAACAGGCCUUGGAGCAUCUACCAGCCUAUUCUCCCAUAUCGACUAGAUCGCAUCGUAUCAAUCCGGUAUCAUCAUAUCAUGUACAAGCUGCCCUGGCAGCUUCACGUCGUCGAGAAUCUAUAAAUAGUUCCAUAGGAGCCACCUCGAUACGACGACUAAUAACUCUUAACAAUCGUAAUUGCCGGCAUAAGAUACCAGCUCAUGUCAGACAGAAAGUUGGUAAAUCUUUCACUUUUCUUGCCUUGGCUCAUGGUCUGAAAUGUGCUGUCCUAGUGCCAAUAUUUGGUUUACAAGGCUCCAAUUCGGUAUGGCAUCAUCGGGAAGAAUGGCUGCAAGUAGGUCCUAAUAUUGGUUCUCUACUGCUCAGUGUGGGCUUACUUAUAUCUGCGUGCAUGUGUCUGGUUACGCCUAAACUUAUACAUAAAUUUGGUUAUUCCCUGCUAAUGGGUGCCAACUAUGUGGCUGUGUGUUUAUUUCUGCUGUGUCAUUUAUAUCCCUCAAUAUAUACUCUGCUGCCUGCUUAUAUACUAUUCGGCUUGAGCCAUAGUCCUUCGUUUAUAAGUAAAAUUGCUGUGGUUGUCCACUAUGGCAGUAAACUGAGUUGUUCCCAGCAUGAAUGUACUCUGCUCUCUUCACAUGCCUUGGAUUCUUGGGAGGAGCAUAAACUGUUUUGUAAUCGUGAUCAAAAAGUGAGACGUUUAGCUAGAUGGUUUCAUGCUUCCAAAGACUUUGGCAUUAUCAUAGGCGCCAUAAUAGCUUCACUAGUAUUAUCGUGCACUUCAAGUGAUUGGAAUUGUCCGGGUGCAAAUACAAAGCUACCUGCUACUACUACAACAACAACUACUACUGAGUCCAGUAUUGCUAAACUUUUGCUACCAGCUACCAAUUCUAGUGCACCUUUAGCGGCUGCUUUUCAAUCAUUUAUACCCAGUACACCAUAUGUUUGGAAUCAUUUAAACGGCUUUAAAAAUGAAUUCUAUAAUCUAGAUGAACAUGGCAAUCGCAUUUGUGGUGCUGAUAUGUGUCCUCUGUGGCAUAGUGAUCUACAGGCGGAGAGUUAUGCGGCAGGCAAUGAAACCAUAUAUUCUAAUUUUAUAAAUGAGAAACCCCGAGAAGGCAGUUUUACUUUGAUAGUGAUAUACUUGGUGUUUGCAACUGUUGCUUUGGUGUUCUCCGUAUUGGUAGGUAAAAUUCAUGCCACUUUUCGUCAUGAACGGAUAAAGGGUAUUACCGAUACGCUACUAUUCGCUGGUCCUUUGGCAUAUUUUAUUGGUACCGAACAGGCUUAUAUUUUGAGUGACUUUUUGAGGGCCUUUGUUUCUUGCUCUUUGGGCAUAAAUAUGGUACCAGGAGCUAUAAUAGGAAUGGGUAUAAUGCAACUGAUUGUGUCCGGAACUUUAAGUAUGCUGCUGAGACAUACUAAACGAAUAGUGGUAAUAUUGGCCGGUUUCUUCUUUCACUCAUGCCUACUGCUGGCCCUCUCCACCUGGAAACCCUCUAGUGAUGAUAGUGCACUAUUCUAUGUCCUGGCCGCCUCAUGGGGUGCCUGCAAUGGUAUGUGGGAGACACUAUUACUCGCUCUUGUAACACUAAAUCAUGCAAAUCAUGUAGCAGAGGUAGCAUCACCAUUACAAGCGUUACGUUUCCUAGGUUUGGGUAUAACAUUUGCUGCACAUGGUUUUAUGUGUGAAACACCGAAAAUCAUAACAUUAGUCAUAAUACUGGUGGUGAGUGUGUUGCCAUAUGCAAUGUUGGAAAUACGUUUGGAAUCACAGCGCAAAGCUCAGCUAAAUAACUUAUGACGUAAUCUAUUCACAUAGUCAAGAAGGCACAGUACUAUGGCACGUACUCAUACCAUGUAAAUAAAAGUAACAAGGACGAAAUGUAGUUAGUGGCAGCAUUAGUUAGUGGCAUAUUAAGGAAUACCAAUAUGUGUGUAGUUAAUUAAUUGUAGUUAGCAGUAUUUGUUUAAUUAAGAAAUUAUUAGCUUAAGAGCUUUUGAUUAUUAAAUAUAGAAAUAAUGAAAAAGCUUUUCGAACAUGAACAAGUUUUAUGGCUUAAACAAAAGUUUGACUAAUAGAUAAGAUAUAAAAUUUGUUAAGAAGAUUGUUAAAAUAGAUAUAAACUAAUGAAGAUCAAGUAAUAUUUAUUAAUUAUUAAUUUAAAAUUAAUUUGUUAAAAAUUUUAUAUAAACACUUGAUUAUAGGAAAAGUAGAUAUUAAAAAUUAACAAUUAAGCUCUUAAACUUAUUAAAAUUUAUAAUUUCUUUCGUAAAAAGUUUAUCUUUCAUUUUCUUAAAGCUUUUACAAAUGCGAAACUUUAAAGUUUUAAAAAGUAAUCUGGUAAACUUAGCAUUACAUUAAAGCUUUUUAUUGACUUGUUUAAAACUUAGCCAUGGGUAAGCUUAACAGUUAAGCUUUAUGUUUAGAGCUUUUAGAGCUUUAAAUAUUAUAUUGUUAUAGAUUAAACCACAGAAAUAAAUCUAAAAGCUUUUUAAAAAUAAACUUAGAAGCUUACGUUAAAGUUGUUAAAAUUCCCAAAAUUAAAAUUAACAUUUCAAAAGUUUUUUUUUCACUUGUCUCAAGCUUUGGCAGAAUGCAAGCUUAACUUAAUAUUAAGCAAACUAACACACUAAAAGCUUUAGUAAUGUGAAAGCUUAAAAGCUCUGUUUUAGAACAAAAAAUAUUGUUUUGUAACCAUAAUUUAUGUAUAAUUUUAAAGAACUUUUUUCUUGGAUCUCCUAGAUCCUUUUAUUAAACUUUUUACAUAAAGAUUUACAAGAUCAAAUUAAAAACAUUCCCUAGGAGCUUAACAUUAAUUUACACAAUCCAUGUAUAUACAUAUAAUUAGGAAGCAAAAUUUAAAUAAAAAAUUGUUGCAAAAUUUUUACGUAUUUUUAAAAGGA